Messenger RNA from Magnolia sinica, 491 nucleotides. RefSeq names its product clathrin heavy chain 1-like. Gene Ontology annotation, biological process: receptor-mediated endocytosis; intracellular protein transport. The record is from RefSeq and is a predicted model, not a curated record. The coding region runs from base 135 to 491 and encodes 118 amino acids. Gene Ontology annotation, molecular function: structural molecule activity; clathrin light chain binding. NCBI's taxonomy places the organism in Eukaryota, Viridiplantae, Streptophyta, Magnoliopsida, Magnoliales, Magnoliaceae. The transcript has 4 exons. Gene Ontology annotation, cellular component: plasmodesma; clathrin complex; clathrin coat of coated pit.
CUGAGGUUUUGGCAAGAUCAGUGGCAUGGCUUGGAAGAGGCCUUUCUUGUGUUUGUUCUUAAAGAGGAGAGAAUGAUGCCCGUUCAUAGUUUGAACUAACCCCUUUGCAGAGGCCAUAGCUGGUGAAGGGGAAUAUGCAGCUUUUUUCUGUGGAUCAGCAGUGUAGUCAAGCUCUUGAAGCACAUGCUGCAUCAUUUGCUUCACUAAAGGUUGCUGGAAAUGAAAACCCUUCCAUUCUUAUUGCCUUUGCCUCAAAGACCACCAAUGCAGGACAGAUUACAUCAAAGUUACAUGUGAUUGAACUUGGUGCUCAGCUAGGUCCAAGCAGUUGCAUUAAAUCAACAUGUGACAUUCUUCUUAAUAAGUCUUUUCAUCACUCGAUGGUCAUGGUAAGAGAACACCAUCUCACUUGUGAACUUUUCCUACUACCUAUUUACCUUACAAGAAUUGUACUUUACAUUAGGCAACAAAUAGGCCAGAUGGGCUUGUGA